Molecule: messenger RNA, 1199 nt
Organism: Wallemia mellicola CBS 633.66
Lineage: Eukaryota; Fungi; Basidiomycota; Wallemiomycetes; Wallemiales; Wallemiaceae
Exons: 2
Coding region: 344-1003 (219 amino acids)
Biological process (GO): regulation of signal transduction; regulation of dephosphorylation
Cellular component (GO): cytosol
Molecular function (GO): protein phosphatase 2A binding
Source: RefSeq, a predicted model, not a curated record
AAUAGAACAAUUAGAGUUAAUUAAUAGGAGGCUACUAGCGACUAGCUACUCUAAUGAGGAAUAUACAGAAAUCAGUAACAACAGAUUGAGGUAUUACACUAGUUAUUAUGUUUUAGCGGAAUUAUAUAAUAGAAAAAGAUCUCAUGAUCCACAUAGCCGAUUGUCAAACAUCAAUAAAUCAAUUGAAGCUUUCAACACCUUCAUUGAACAACUUGAUAGUAUACAACUAGAAACCGAAAAGGCUGUUCCAUUUGCUGAAUCGAACAACAACACACUCGAUCCAUCAGCUAGGCGUGAAUUGAAGAUAGCUCAAUACAAGAAAGAGAAAGAAUUAGAGACUAAGAUGUUGGAAUACAAGGAACUCAUCUCAGAUAGUCCAGAAGAGGGUGUUUUCUCUACAAUGUUUAACAAACCAUCAAAUGAGGAGGAAGAUGAAGAUGAUGAUGAGGUUGUCAGAGAUUAUAUUAUCAGAUUACUCAUAUAUCUCGCUUCACAAGCAACCAAACAGCUCCAGUCUUCCCAAAUGGAGUUAGAGUUGCUUAAAAAUAUACCAACCCAAACAUCAGACAGUGAUAAUAGAAGUGCGACAUCAAGUAACCCAACGGAUAGAACUUGGAAAUUAGAUACACCAAUAGACAAACAAUCGUUAUUGGAUAAAAAUGGUAAACCAAUGCGUCCAUUUACGAUCAUGCCUGCUGGAUCACGUACGACUAGGCAGCAGAUGUCAGAAGGCGUCUUCCAACACUCUCAUAGACUUCCUACUAUGACUAUCGAUGAAUAUCUUCAAGGUGAAGCAGACAGAGGGAACAUUAUUGAAGGUGGAGGACCAGCUAGUGAGAAUCAACCAACUAGCAAAGAGCAAUUACAACUUGAUACUGAGUAUGACGGAACAGCCAGCGCAGAAGCUGCUCAAGAGAAGCAACGCGUCGAUGGAGAGAACUGGGCAAGAUAUACCGAAGAAGUUGAGAAAGGUAGUGGAAAUAAAAUGUCCAACAUUGGUUGAACCCUUCUUGUAUUAUAACCACCAUCAUUUAUGACAUCAAACACGCCUGAUUUGGCUGAUGAAUUGGUUCUAGCCUUGAAUGAGCAACUCAAUCAAGGUUUUAUUACAUCAUUUGAUAUCGUUGCACCAUACAAAGCGCUGGUUAGAUUGUUGGAAGACAAUGACGUAGAGAUUGAAAUCAGUCAAAGUGGCUAUA